GCCCGGCUCCCGCUCCACCUCCGACGCACGGCCCAGGCGGGGCAGUAGCCGGCGUCUUCCUCGUACCGGAUACUGCGCCUGCGCGGGUACCCCCCCUUUGCGAUGACUGCCAGCGCCGUGGAGCAGCUGCGGAAGGAGGGCAACGAGCUGUUCAAAUGCGGGGACUACGAAGGCGCCCUGACCGCCUACACCCAGGCCCUAGGUCUGGACACAACGCCCCAGGACCAGGCCGUUCUGCAUCGGAACCGGGCCGCUUGCCACCUCAAGCUGGAAGAUUAUGAUAAGGCAGAAAAGGAAGCAUCGAAAGCCAUUGAAAAGGACGGUGGGGAUGUCAAAGCACUUUACCGACGGAGCCAAGCCCUGGAGAAGCUGGGCCGCCUGGACCAGGCUGUCCUUGACCUGCAAAGAUGUGUGAGCCUAGAACCCAAGAACAAAGUGUUCCAGGAGGCCCUGCGGAACAUUGGGGGCCAGAUUCAGGAGAAGGUGCGGUACAUGUCCUCGACAGAUGCCAAAGUGGAGCAGAUGUUCCAGAUACUGUUGGACCCAGAAGAGAAAGGCACUGAAAAGAAGCAGAAGGCUUCUCAGAAUCUGGUGGUGUUGGCCCGAGAGGACGCGGGAGCUGAGAAGAUCUUCCGUAGCAAUGGGGUUCAGCUCUUGCAACGCCUGCUGGACACAGGAGAGACUGACCUCAUGCUGGCAGCCUUGCGAACGCUGGUGGGCAUUUGCUCUGAGCACCAGUCACGGACUGUGGCAACCCUGAGUGUCCUGGGAACUCGGCGAGUGGUCUCUAUCCUGGGUGUGGACAACCAGGCUGUGUCAUUGGCUGCCUGCCACCUGCUGCAAGUUAUGUUUGAUGCCCUCAAGGAAGGUGUCAAGAGAGGUUUCCGAGGCAAGGAAGGCGCUAUCAUUGUGGAUCCGGCCCGGGAGCUGAAGGUCCUCAUCAGUAACCUCUUGGAACUACUGACUGAAGUGGGAGUCUCUGGCCAAGGCCGAGACAAUGCCCUGACCCUCCUGAUUAAAGUGGUUCCCCGGAAAUCACCAAAGGACCCCAACAACAGCCUUACACUCUGGGUUAUUGACCAAGGUCUGAAAAAGAUUCUGGAGGUGGGGGGAUCCCUGCAGGACCCUCCCGGGGAGCUCACGGUGACAGCAAACAGCCGCAUGAGUGCCUCCAUCCUCCUCAGCAAGCUGUUCGAUGACCUGAAGUGUGAUGCCGAGCGGGAGAAUUUCCACCGACUCUGUGAGAACUACAUCAGGAGCUGGUUUGAGGGCCACGGGCUGGCCGGAAAGCUACGGGCCAUCCAGACGGUGUCAUGCCUCCUGCAGGGCCCGUGUGAUGCCGGCAACCGGGCCUUGGAGCUGAGCGGUGUCAUGGAGAGUGUGAUUGCGCUGUGCGCCUCUGAGCAGGAGGAAGAGCAGCUGGUGGCCGUGGAGGCUCUGAUCCACGCUGCUGGCAAAGCCAAGCGGGCCUCGUUCAUUACUGCCAAUGGUGUCUCGCUGCUCAAGGACCUGUACAAGCGCAGCGAGACAGACAGCAUCCGCAUUCGGGCACUUGUGGGUCUCUGUAAGCUUGGCUCAGCUGGAGGGACUGAUUUUAGCAUGAAGCAGUUUGCUGAAGGCUCUACUCUCAAACUGGCCAAGCAGUGUCGAAAGUGGCUGUGCAAUGAUCAGAUCGAUGCCGGCACUCGGCGCUGGGCCGUGGAGGGCCUGGCUUACCUCACCUUUGAUGCCGACGUGAAGGAAGAGUUUGUGGAGGACGAGGCUGCUCUGAAGGCUCUGUUCCAGCUCAGCAAGUCCGACGAGAGGUCGGUGCUCUUUGCGGUGGCCUCGGCACUUGUCAACUGCACCAAUAGCUACGACUAUGAGGAGCCUGACCCCAAAAUGGUGGAGCUGGCCAAGUAUGCCAAGCAGCACGUGCCUGAGCAGCACCCUAAGGACAAACCAAACUUUGUGAGAGCUCGCGUGAAGAAACUGCUGGCAGCUGGCGUGGUGUCAGCCAUGACUUGCAUGGUGAAGAGCGAGAGCCCCGUGCUCACGAACUCCUGCAGAGAGCUGCUCUCCAGGGUCUUCCUGGCUUUGGUGGAAGAGGUGGAGGACCGAGGCACUGUGGUUGCCCAGGGUGGGGGCAAGGCUCUGCUUCCACUGGCCCUGGAAGGCACUGAUGUUGGGCAGACAAAGGCAGCCCAAGCACUUGCCAAGCUCACCAUUACCUCCAACCCAGAGAUGACCUUUCCUGGCGAGCGGAUCUAUGAAGUGGUCCGUCCUCUUGUUUCCCUGUUGCACCUCAACUGCUCAGGACUGCAGAACUUUGAGGCACUCAUGGCCCUAACCAACCUGGCAGGGAUCAGCGAGAGGCUUCGACAGAAGAUCUUGAAGGAGAAGGCUGUGCCCAUGAUUGAGGGCUACAUGUUUGAGGAGCAUGAGAUGAUCCGCCGGGCAGCCACGGAGUGCAUGUGUAACUUGGCCAUGAGCAAGGAGGUGCAGGAUCUCUUUGAAGCCCAGGGCAAUGACCGGCUGAAGCUUCUGGUGCUGUACAGUGGAGAAGAUGAUGAACUCCUGCGGCGGGCGGCUGCGGGGGGACUUGCCAUGCUCACCUCCAUGCGGCCCUCGCUCUGCAGCCGCAUCCCACAAGUGACCACACACUGGCUCGAGAUUCUGCAGGCCCUGCUUCUGAGUCCUAACCAGGAGCUGCAGCACCGGGGUGCCGUGGUGGUGCUGAACAUGGUGGAGGCCUCCAGGGAAGUUGCCAGCACCCUGAUGGAGAGCGAAGUGCUGGAGAUCCUAUCAGUGCUUGCUAAAGGCGAGGCGAGCCCCGUCACCAGAGCUGCUGCAGCCUGCCUGGGGAAGGCAGUGGAAUACAGGCUCAUCCAACCUAACCAGGAUGGAGAGUGAGGGCUUGACCCUGGGCCCAAGGCUAAUGUACACACCACACUGAGCACUGAGAACCCGGACAGCAGCUGCUUUGGCCAUUGGGGCUAGGACACUGAACACUUGCCUCUCCUUCCCAGCUGUUUUGAGUUAGGGACCACAGUCACAGCCCUGCUCUGCUGGCACUGCCUUCCUCAGAAGGGCCCUGUUGGUACACUACUGUAGAGAGCUGGAUGUGGGGAGGUGUAUCCCAUCCCAGCUGAAGGAUUCUGGGCAUCAAGAAGGACACCUGGUGUCAGCCUCACCAGCCGUGAACAUCACCCGAGCCUUCUAGUAGGCCCACCCCUCUAAUAAAGCGAGUGGAACUCAA
This is a messenger RNA of Jaculus jaculus (lesser Egyptian jerboa), 3238 nucleotides long. It is a transcript of the gene Unc45a, whose product is annotated as unc-45 myosin chaperone A. The record is from RefSeq and is a predicted model, not a curated record. The transcript is spliced from 20 exons. NCBI's taxonomy places the organism in Eukaryota, Metazoa, Chordata, Mammalia, Rodentia, Dipodidae. Gene Ontology annotation, molecular function: Hsp90 protein binding. Bases 103 to 2892 code for a protein of 929 amino acids.